CGACUCUUUCGAAGACGUCACCCGCUUUUUCCGACACGAGUUCGAGCAGAUUUACGAGAACCACAGCCUUUCAUUCUUCUUUCCCGAGCCGUGGCCUGCUGAAGAUGCUCUGUUGAUGCUGGCGGAGCGGGCCAACGGGCGCUUCAUUUUUGCAGCGACUGUGAUCAGGUUGAUAGACCAGGACCAGCCUCAAGAUCGUCUCCCGCUCGUGUGCGGCAUGCUACGCGGCGAUGUGUCACGUGUCUGGGGAGACAUUGAUCAUCUUUACGCGUCUGCGAUCAACGAUAUCGACGCCUCGGUUCGAACUGUUGGAUUGCAAUAUCUCUCCCUCAUCGUCAACCUCGCUGAGCCGCUGUCUUCGUCUAACUUGCGCUUCUUAUUUGGAACCGACAUCCAUCCGUAUUUGUUGCCCUUUUCAGCCUUCGUCUCUAUCCCUCCCUCCAGUUCCUCCAACGUCGUUCAGAUCUACCAUACAUCACUCCGAGACUUUUUACAGAAAUGUGACCCGCAAAGUGGACAUCAACAACUGGCCGACGCGGAGACUCAUCAACGGUUGGUUACUUCUUGCUUUCGAAUGAUGGCGAGGGUGCUCAGACGUGAUGUCUGCGGGCUCAAAGACCCGUCUCUGCUUCACGAUGAGAUUCCAGAUUAUACCCAGAAACGUGACGCUAUUCCUCGCGCUCUCCUCUACACGUGCCGUCACUGGCUAUAUCAUCUACAGCGCACGGGAGCACCUCCCGAUAAUGCUACUCAAGGACUUCUCCUCGACUUCCUAGAAAAACGAGUUGUCUUCGCGAUAGAGGUUUAUUCGAUAUUCGGCGAGUUAGCUGUGGGCGUUCGGCUGCUCAGGGCUGCGAGAAAGUUCGUUCGGACCUGGCCCACGAGCGCUAUCAAGGAUACCGCAUUGCCCCUGCUGUACGACUGCUGGCGGCUGACUCUAGACUUCUUCUAUCCCAUCAGCUUUUCUGCACUUCACGUAUACGAAUCGGCCUUACCCUGUAGUCCAGCGAGGUCAAAAAUCCGCUCCGCUUACAUGCACAUUAUCGACCGCCCAACCACGCUCGUGUUUGAACACGGGCUAGAUGAAGAGUGGGACUGUGUCACGCGGAUCAUAGAGACGGAAUUCUCUGAUCUCCUCUUGUCGCCUGAUGGGGCCCAACUUGUGACAAGAGCUCCCCUGGAGAUACAUGUGUGGGAUACCGCUACUGGACAGCUCGUCACGUCACUUUCACAGAACAUUCCUGUACCGUCGACGACACACAGCUUUGCUUAUAACGGGUCUCAUGUUGCCCUGUGCGGCGUACGCAGCUUUUACUUGUGGAACCUAUCCACUGGUGGAUGCGUUGAACUUUUCCCCGAGCCGUUACACUUGAUCCACGGCAGAGUCCGCCAUACAUCCGGCUUUAUGAUAGGUGCUAGUGCAACAAGAGAUGGGACCCCCGUGUACCAUUCAGCACAACUGCUGGCCACAGGACCACUAUGUUUCUCUUUUGACGGAAGCAGCAUUGCAUGUGUGGCUGCUAAACCACCUCAAGCUGAAAACGCGAAUACAAAGCGGUGCUCUAUCUAUAUCUACGACGUGAACACGGGAAAACUGAGAUCCCAGAUCCCCUUCGAAUUCGAGGCGGUGCGGACAUCGUUGGAGUUCGCUGCCGACAACAAUCACCUGCUCGUUCACAAUGUAGGAUUCGUCGGAAUCGUCGACGUUAUGAAUGGUCAGCUUCUAGGAAGCUUGGGGUGCUGCAAUACCCAGAGCGGAUGGAGGAGGACACUCUUUAGCCUCGACAACAGGCAGAUCUUUCAUCUAGCAGAUCAGGGAAGAGCAGAUAUAGAGAAGUACUCCUUUGGCCAGACAACUCGUACAGUAUCCUACCAGUUGGCGACUCAGAACUCUGCGACUCAACUUCACAUCAGAGGUCCGCCGCCGACAGGAUCACGAUCUCUGAUGCUUCAAAAAAUCGAAGACACAUCGCAGUCAGAACAAUCCUUGUUGGGCGCAAACCCUCAGCCUAUCGAAUACGCAGCGCAUCAACAAGAUCCAGGUUCUCGCUCAGUCUCUGCCAAACGUCCAGCCUCCGACCAAUAUCCAAACAUAGAUCUCCGAUUCCGGGCCACAAUGCCAGCGCUUGUGUCAGAUCUGGGAGAUUUGAUGGCUUUGAAAACGGAGAGCAACACGUAUGUUGUGAUCCGCACCUCCGGCAUGUAUGAAUCCUUCUGCUGUGAAGUUAACCUCGAUGCAUGCGGCAUUGCUCUGCGUCACAUCCUCCGAUUUACGCCACAGUCAACGUAUAUUGCUAUUGCAGAUACUACUGCUGACGGCACUCGAAUCCAGCUCUGGGAUCCCUCUCGUAGGUCGGGCUACAGCAUAGAAAGUGUGUUGUUACCAUCCACCGCACCAGGUCUGCUAGAUAUGCGGUUCUGCAAAGAAGAAACGGCAGUGGCAUUAUCAUUCCUGUCCGAAAGCCAAUGGAAGAUCGCAGUCUUCUCUCAGGAAGGGAGUAAGCUCGAGCAUGUGACGCUAUUCUCCCCCGGAGCUCUGACAGAUGACCUAGCCGCACUCAUUUCGAUCACCUCCGUGACCCCCAAUACUGUCCAUUUGUGGCGCAGCAAUGCAGACGGCACUCAGGUCAAUCAUCUUGAAUGGAGGCGGGCAACGUCAACGGUGACUACAAGAGCAACUUUCCCGUACCCAUGUGAUACGGCAGGGAAACGUUUGUGGCUUGUCAAGGUCGCCCACUCCCCGAGCUUCAAUCAUGUACAUUUUAUGUCAUUGGACGUCCACCAUAGAGUGCUCACGACUACCUUCACCAUGAAAACCCCUCUUCCAGACCAUGAAAGGGAUAACAACAGAGAAGACUCUUACAAGGUCAAAUUACAUGAGGACCAGGAUUCCUUUUCGGACAUGCUUUCAUGGUCUGAUUUGCGCAUGGACACAGAUGGUUGGCUUCGACAGAGGAGACGUAGGAUAUGCUGGCUUCCCGAACGGUACAGGCCAAAAGAUCUUGAGAAGGCCGGGCUGAGGCUGGUAGUUGACGGUAGUAGAGUCACAAUCCCGUGCACCAACGAGAGGAAGAGCGUUACUUUACGGUUUUGCAACACGGAAAUCCAUUAUUUUGAUUAGAGCUUAUAGUUUGUAGUAGCACCAGCUGAACACAACGGGCAAUGCGAA
Coniophora puteana RWD-64-598 SS2 is the source of this 3169-nucleotide messenger RNA. RefSeq lists its product as uncharacterized. The transcript has 3 exons. Lineage: Eukaryota; Fungi; Basidiomycota; Agaricomycetes; Boletales; Coniophoraceae. The record is from RefSeq and is a predicted model, not a curated record. Bases 116 to 3121 code for a protein of 1001 amino acids. Gene Ontology annotation, molecular function: protein binding.